AUGGACUGCAAGGAGAGCUGCCCCAGUGUCAGCAUCCCCAGCUCUGAUGAGCACAGAGAGAAGAAGAAGAGGUUCACUGUUUAUAAAGUUCUAGUCUCAGUGGGCAGGAGCGAGUGGUUUGUCUUCAGAAGAUAUGCAGAAUUUGAUAAGCUUUACAAUACGUUAAAGAAACAGUUUCCCACUAUGGCCCUGAAGAUUCCUGCCAAGCGGAUAUUUGGUGAUAAUUUUGACCCCGAUUUUAUCAAACAAAGAAGAGCAGGACUAAAUGAAUUCAUUCAGAACUUAGUUAGGCAUCCAGAGCUUUACAACCAUCCAGAUGUCAGAGCGUUCCUUCAAAUGGACAGUCCGAAACACCAGUCAGAUCCAUCUGAAGAUGAGGAUGAAAGAAGUACUGAGAAGCUACACUCUACCUCACAGAACAUCAACCUGGGACCGUCUGGAAAUCCUCAUGCUAAACCAACAGACUUUGACUUCUUAAAAGUUAUUGGAAAAGGCAGCUUUGGCAAGGUUCUUCUUGCAAAACGGAAACUGGAUGGAAAAUUCUAUGCUGUCAAAGUGUUACAGAAAAAAAUAGUUCUCAACAGAAGAGAGCAAAAACAUAUUAUGGCUGAACGUAACGUGCUCUUGAAAAAUGUGAAGCAUCCAUUUUUGGUUGGAUUACAUUAUUCCUUCCAAACAACUGAAAAGCUUUAUUUUGUUCUGGAUUUUGUUAAUGGAGGGGAGCUGUUUUUUCACUUACAAAGAGAGCGGUCCUUUCCUGAGCACAGAGCGAGGUUCUAUGCUGCUGAAAUCGCCAGCGCGUUGGGUUACUUGCACUCCAUCAAAAUAGUGUACAGAGACUUGAAACCGGAAAAUAUUCUUUUGGAUUCUGUAGGACAUGUUGUCUUAACAGAUUUUGGGCUUUGUAAAGAAGGAAUUGCUAUUUCUGAUACCACAACAACAUUUUGUGGAACACCAGAGUACCUAGCACCUGAAGUGAUCAGAAAGCAGCCCUAUGACAAUACUGUAGAUUGGUGGUGCCUUGGUGCUGUACUGUAUGAAAUGCUGUAUGGGCUGCCUCCUUUUUAUUGCCGAGAUGUUGCUGAAAUGUAUGACAACAUUCUGCACAAGCCCCUCAAUCUGAGGCCAGGAGUGAGCCUCACAGCCUGGUCCAUUCUGGAAGAACUCCUAGAAAAAGACAGGCAGAACCGGCUUGGUGCCAAAGAAGACUUUCUUGAAAUUCAGAAUCAUCCCUUUUUUGAAUCACUCAGUUGGACAGACCUUGUACAAAAGAAGAUUCCACCACCGUUUAACCCUAAUGUGGCAGGACCAGAUGAUAUUAGGAACUUCGAUGCAGCGUUUACGGAAGAAACGGUUCCAUAUUCCGUGUGUGUGUCUACUGACUAUUCUAUAGUGAACGCCAGCGUACUGGAGGCUGACGAUGCAUUCGUUGGUUUCUCUUAUGCACCUCCUUCAGAAGACUUAUUUUUGUGA
Messenger RNA from Pipistrellus nathusii (Nathusius's pipistrelle), 1473 nucleotides. Lineage: Eukaryota; Metazoa; Chordata; Mammalia; Chiroptera; Vespertilionidae. The record is from the annotation of a GenBank genome assembly.